AUGCUCUUGCGUGUGAAACCGUUUGCAGCGGUCUCUAAGCAGCUACCGAGAGAUUUCGCCUCGGAUGAGAGAUUAGGAGCUGGCGGUGGAGGAGAAGAAGAAAGUGAAGAAAGGGGGAGGAAGAGGACGAGCGACCUGCAAGAAACUGGGGAAAAGAAACUGGCAUCUCUCGCUCCAUCGCGUCUGCUUGGUGGCAGCAGGCCCGUCGACUGUAAGAGGAAACCGGGGGCUGGAUUUAAAAUGUCGCAGGGAAGAGCUGGUGAGUCGGCUGGUGCUGUGCAGCUGAUCUGAAGCCUCUUUACACAUAAAAAACAAGCGAAUUAAGCAGCAUAUCCUUUGUUUUCCACAAGAGAGAUACAAUUUUUGUAUGUUAUGUCGAAAGAUUGUCACAGUAUUGCUUUUGUUGUGCUAAUAUUGCACACGAGUGCUUGCACAGGCCUUUGCACAGGAGAUGCAGAUCAGCUAAUCACCUGCACCGAAGGCUAUCUGGAGACCAUUGAUAACAAGGCGCUGUUCCUGCCCUAGCUGCGCCUAUCAUUUCACAAGAGCCAUAAUGUUACAGGAAAAUACAGGCUAACAUGAGCCCCUGUUAUCAUUUUAGUCGCGCAAAGCUUUCCUAUGUAACCGGGUAUUUUAUCAGGGAACUGUGAUAUUUGGUUAACUAAUGUGCAGACACCAGCUUUGUUCCACAAACGCCCCAUUAACCCGAGAACACUAUCGCUAAAAUUAGUAACACCAUCACUAUCACAUCACCGGGGGAUUUUUACCCGAAAUAAUAUACCCAAGAAAAAGUACUUGACAUCAAAAUAUAUCAAAAUAGGACAAUACAUGACAAAUUAAAGUAGUUUUCUUUUAUUUUUAACUGUGCAGUGUCCAAAGGGAGGGUCAUGAGGGGACCAUGUAAAAAUGCAACAAAAUAACUAAAAUUAGGCAUUCAUGAACAAAAAAUUCCUAACAUAGAUAUAUAUUUAGAAACUGUAAACUUAGUCUUCUUCCCUGGUGAAGACUCAGGGUCCUUGGCACAAUAACAGCUGCAGGAGAGAGAACCAAAACAUGGCAGAUUUUGAGUGAAUAAAAAUGACCAGCUGACUCAAAUAUUUCUUAUUACCAUAUGAAUCCUCUUGAAAAUUACUACUUUGUGAUAGUUAUUCAUAACCACUGCGCUAAAUAAAGAUAGCAUGCAAAUUCCAGGAUCACUCUUAAUGACCUUAUUCGCCCACAUGCAGCUAUCAAAUCCACCCAAACCUACUUCACCCUCUAUCACUAUUGCUGGGUGGCAGUAGCUCAGGAGGAACUGGAAGGUUGGCGGUUUGAUUCCCCCCUAUCCUAGCCUGUCCGUUGUGUUCUUGGGCAAGACACUUAACCCACCUUGCUCCCAGUGUGUGUCUUCCACUGGUGUAUGAUUGUGAGUGUUGUGUGGUGGUGGUCACAGAGGCCGUAGGCGCAAAAUGGCAGCUUUGAUUCCGUCAGUCUGCCCCAGGGCAGCUGUGACUACUAAGGUAGUUUACCACCACCAGGGUGUGACUGUGUGAGUGAUUGAAUGAUGUAUUUUAAAACCACCGAACACGUGCCUGUAGGAAAAAGCAGGUUUUGGAUCAGGGAAACAAAUAAGCCUUCAAAGAUGUCAAAGGCAAUGCUGAAGCUACCCAGGGACCCAUGAUACUCAGACAAAAGCAACAUAAUGAAAAUCAUGUAAACAUGUUUGGUCGGGUGAAAAUCCCCCAGCGAUAGUGUUCUAGGGUUAAAAUGUCACUGCUGCGAAGAAGCUAGUCUAAAUAAAGAAGCUAACGUGGCAUUUGUUCAUGGCUGCUAAUCAUUUCAGCUAACAGGAGACUACACUAAGAUAAAGCUGCUGGUGUUUUAUUUCUCAGGGUCUCUUUGUGUUUCACAGGAUGCUUGGUGAUGAAGGCAGAAAGAGAAGGAGAGAGUGGAGUGAGCGCUUCCUGGUUCAGCACCCAUCAUCAUUAG
Messenger RNA from Xyrichtys novacula (pearly razorfish), 1968 nucleotides. The record is from the annotation of a GenBank genome assembly. Lineage: Eukaryota; Metazoa; Chordata; Actinopteri; Labriformes; Labridae.